CUCUGUGCUCCGGGGCAGAGGAGCCACUCUCAGAUCUCCUGGGGAGCACACGGAGCUGCAGCACCGGGAGCUGGGCAGGGGAGGAGGAACAAGAAACUAAAACACAGAAGAGAGAAGGUGACACAGCAUUAACAUCAGACAGAGGCACGAGACAGCAAGAAGAAAAAGAACAAAGGACUUUUCUUCUUUUCCUUCUGUUUUUAAUCCUGCUUUCUGGGGGAAAAUGGGACAGCAGUUCACCAAUGCUGAAGAGGAUCAAGGAGAGAUUGAUGUUGCAGAGCUGCAGGAAUGGUAUAAGAAGUUUGUGGUGGAAUGUCCCAGUGGGACCCUCUUCAUGCACGAGUUCAAGAGGUUCUUCGGGGUCCACGAUAAUCAGGAAGCAGCAGAGUAUGUGGAGAACAUGUUCAGGGCUUUUGACAAGAAUGGGGAUAACACCAUUGAUUUUCUGGAAUACGUAGCUGCCUUGAAUCUUGUUUUACGAGGAAAACUGGAACACAAGCUGAGGUGGACGUUCAAAGUGUAUGACAAGGAUGGGAAUGGCUGCAUAGAUAAACCUGAGCUGCUGGAAAUUGUUGAAUCCAUCUACAGGCUGAAGAGGGUGUGUUGGUCGGACGUGGAGGACAGGACCCCGCUGCUGACACCAGAGGAGGUGGUGGACAGGAUAUUUCAGCUGGUGGAUGAGAACGGGGAUGGGCAGUUGUCUCUUGAUGAGUUCAUUGAUGGAGCCAGGAGGGACAAGUGGGUGAUGAAGAUGUUGCAAAUGGAUGUGAACCCUGGGGGAUGGAUCACUGAGCAGAGGAGGAAGAGUGCUUUGUUCUGAGAAAAUUCGGGUUUGGCACAGCUGAAAACCUGAUGCUGACUCCCAAGUGUGACCCUUCCUCUAGCCUGGUAGUGACUUUCCUUUUUAAUUCGAUCUCAGCAUGCAGAUGAAAACCUGAGUGGUUUAAGGAGCCGUAUCUCGAUGUAAAACCCACGUGCUGAGCACCGCUGGUACCCAGGGACUAUUUCUGGCCCAUGAAUAAGUCCUUUUGUGUACACAAUACUGUGUUUGUCAGCUCUGGUUUUUGGUUACACCCCAAGGAACAAACUUUUUGUGGCUUCCUGCAGCAGACCCUGAGCAGGGUUUGGAGCUGGUGACAGAUGGGACUGGGAGGUGAGGAAAGGAGCCAGGGGUGCUGUCUCCAGAGCAGACUGGUGCUGGCAUCGCUCACUGCUGCAGAGUUACAACAGCUCACACCAACACAGCUGCUCUGGCAGGUGUUGGGCAUUCAGGGUGUCUCGAUGUGUGUUUUGUAGCCUUUACUGCUGCUCAUGUCAGAUUCCUGAAGACCAACACACAACUACCAAAAAUGAGAAUUGGAUCAGAGCAGUGGCCAGGACAACACUCAGAGCUGAGGGAAACAACGUGAGGGCUGGGCAGGAGGAGCAGGGACUCCUUCCCCUCCCUCCUGGGGACCAGAGUCUGCUCCUUCUGCCUGCUCGAGGCCUGAGGGGCUGAUAGGUGCUGAUUCCAAACACUGACAUUUCACAGCCCCGUUUAGAGGACAGAACGGCACGGGUGUGACUCGGCUCCUUUUGAGCCCCUGGUUCUUAGGGAAUCAUCGCUCUGGAACAGCUUUUCCUGCUCUGGGAACAGUGGAUGAGCUCAAGGAGCUCCAGGAUUUUCACUGCAGUGGGAGAAGUUUAGUAUGGAAGCAGAGAUGAGGGAAGAGCAGAGUUUUGCUUGGCAGUAUCUGCAAUGAGAGGACUUGUGCUGCUCCAUUGGCAGGACCACGGAAUCAUAAAUCAUGGAUGGUUUGGGUUGGAAGGGACCUUAAAACUCCUCCAGUUCCACGCCCCCUGCAACGAGCAGGGAUGCCACAUCAGGUUACUCCAAGCCCUGUCUAAACCGGCCUUGAAAAGAAUGGAAAAAGUGACAAAAAUUCCAGUACAGUGGUUUUACACUGGACUUAAUUUAGCCCCCGACCACAGAUAUAAAAUUUACACAGGUUGCAGGCUGAGCUCUGCUGUCCUGACCCGUGUUUCUACAUAGAUGUGUGUGGAAAAUGAAUUUGGGUUGAAUCAAUAUUUUGGUUCAACUUUAUUGGAUGUAUUGGUUCAUUUACAAGAAAAAAACUCCCCAGGAAAAUAACAUGAGUUUGUCUCUUUCAUUUUAAUUUUCCCAUGGGAUCAGUGGGCCAGGUCAUACCAAUGAAAAGAUUUACAGCCCCUUUUUUGUGGCCUUUAAUUAGGACUGUGAGAACUCUCAUUAGCUGAUUAGUUUGCUGGUUUGUGGUCUUGUCAGUUUACCCAGAGUUUAAAUUCCAUGAGGAAGUGUUCAGGAGAAGACAAAAUCAAUGCUAGCGUUCAGAUCGUGCACAUUUCCACUUUGAAAUAGCCUUUCUGUGAGUUCUCUGUAAAUACAGACCAGUUGGUGGUGAGCUGACUUAUCAGAGCUGAUUAGACUCACGCUUUAUGCUGCUCUGAGGCAGUUGGUCAAAGCUCUCUCUAGUCAAUAGUUUAUCAGCCAAAGAUCUGAAAGAAAAAUCUGACUUGGGAGCCUGGAUGAAAACAUUCACUUUUAUUGAUUUUCCAGCUUGUGAAAAAAAUGUUUUCAUUGGAGGAUACAAAUCUCGAAUUCCUUACAUUUCAGCAUCUCAACCAAGGUAACACGCUCUGCUUCUUGCACAGUUUUAGAGAGGCUCUUUAGUUCCUAGAGUUGCAUUUUGCUGGUUCACUGAAAUGCUCCAAAUUCUCCAAUUCUGCUCGCCUGGUCAGCCCAGGCUCUGCAGGGGCUGUCUGGGGACCCCCAGGCCAGCAGCCCUCCCCUGGUGAGCACUUGUACAGAUGUUGGUAGAAGUUUUGUAAAACAGGAAUUGAAUAAAGAAAUAUUUAUUAAAAACAUUUGUUUUGUAGUACUUAUUUGUUAAUUAGGUGAAGAUCUGUGCAAGCACCUGAGUAUCUGACUGAAACUGUAGCCUGUGAGUCUGAUAUAUUGAAUUUAGGGGAGGAGCUGCUGGAACAGCUGGGUAAAACAGAGAUAAGGCAGAGAUAAGGCAGAGAUGACGAUGCUGUUGCAGAGGCAGAGUAGGGAAGGAGCCUCUUUGUUUAACUUCCUGUGAUGACAGCAGGAACCAUGAGAGUAUCAUUUAAAAAAUAAUGUUUCUCAAUGGAACUUGAAAUAGGUGCUUAAAUAAAGUGAGCUGACUGCUGCAA
Messenger RNA from Corvus hawaiiensis (hawaiian crow), 3195 nucleotides. RefSeq names its product guanylate cyclase activator 1B (gene GUCA1B). The record is from RefSeq and is a predicted model, not a curated record. Gene Ontology annotation, biological process: visual perception. The transcript is spliced from 4 exons. Gene Ontology annotation, molecular function: calcium sensitive guanylate cyclase activator activity; calcium ion binding. Bases 224 to 820 code for a protein of 198 amino acids. Gene Ontology annotation, cellular component: cone photoreceptor outer segment; photoreceptor inner segment. NCBI's taxonomy places the organism in Eukaryota, Metazoa, Chordata, Aves, Passeriformes, Corvidae.